AUGCCGCAAGAGUCGUCCGAUGAAACCCAAAGAGUCAGUCUCAAUACGUUGAGGACAGAAACACGGGAGACUCUUCAAGCAUCGAGAGUGACGGAAAAUAGUCCACCACUGGGUGUAAACUAUCCUGAGCUUGGGCGUCCAGCAGAGCCCCUCUUCCCGGAAGAAUACACUGUUGAGACACAAACAGGCUUGGUUCCGGUCAGAACUCUUGAGAGCAUCCGGUCUACUGCCAUCGGCGCGCCACGGCCUUCAACUCCCAAUGUUGAAAAAGCAAGUAAGCCGUACGAAUUUGUGACUUUUCAGAUUAAUGACCCGGCCAACCCAUUUAAUUGGUCUCGUUUGUAUCGUUGGUAUAUCACGAUGGUUGUGUCGGCACUGGUUGUCUGCAUUGCCUAUGGCUCUUCUAUUGUCACUGGGGGCCUGGGCUUGAUCGAAGAAAAAUAUCACGUCUCUCUGGAAGUGGCUACCCUGACAUGUUCCAUCAUGGUUUGCGGGUUUGCUGUGGGCCCACUACUGUGGUCUCCUUUAUCGGAGAUAAUAGGUCGACAACCGGUAUACAUUAUCUCGCUGGCGCUAUAUACCAUAUUCCAGAUCCCAUGCGCCCUGUCGCCAAAUAUCGGUGGCCUCCUUGCCUGCAGGUUUCUGUGCGGCGUCUUCUCCAGUUCUGGUCUUUCCCUGGCUGGUGGUACCAUCGCAGAUAUCUGGAACAUUGAAGAGCGCGGUAUGGCCAUUGCCUACUUUGCUGCCGCACCGUAUUGUGGCCCCGUUAUUGGCCCCAUAGUCUGCGGUUGGAUCAAUGUCGGCUCACAUCGGCUCGAUCUCUUCUUCUGGACCAACAUGGCUUUUGCAGGAGCAAUGACGAUUAUCGUCGGGCUCAUUCCAGAGACAUAUACGCCGGUAAUCCUCAAGCGCCGUGCAAAGAACCUUCGCCAGGAAACCGGCAACUUGAAUAUCAUCACAGAGCAGGAGCAAGCCAAGCCGAGUUUCCGCGACAUCGUCCGGAUCAGUCUCAUCCGACCCAUUACGAUGAUUUUAACUGAACCUGUGCUAGAUUUGAUGUGCAUGUACAUCGUCCUCAUCUACGCCUAUCUUUAUGCUUACUUUUUCGCCUACCCCGUCGUUUUUGGCAAACUGUACGGGUACAAUGAUGGCCAGAUUGGCCUCAUGUUCAUUCCUAUAUUAAUUGGCGCGGGCUUCUCGCUGCUCAUUACGCCCAUGAUCGAGAAGCGUUUCAAGCAAGUGUGUCGGACGCGGGCGCCCACACCCGAAGAUCGUCUUGUUGGUGCCCUACUCGGUGCACCAUUCAUCCCCAUUGCGAUGUUUAUUCUCGGCGCGACGUCGUUCAAGCAUAUCAUCUGGGUUGGUCCAGCGUCAUCUGGCAUCGCUUUUGGAUUCGGAAUGGUGCUGUGUUACUACUCAGUGAAUAAUUAUAUCAUCGACUCGUAUCAGAAGUACGCGGCGUCGGCGCUGGCCGCGAAGGUGUUUUUGCGGUCAGGUGGCGGAGCUGCGUUUCCGCUGUUCACAACCCAGAUGUAUGACCGGCUGGGGUUGCAAUGGGCGUCAUGGCUAUUGGCCUUUAUUGGAGUAGCGAUGGUGCUUGUUCCAUAUGGGUUUUAUUGGUUUGGGGAAAGAAUUAGAGCCAAGCUGUCUCACACAUGA
This is a messenger RNA of Aspergillus oryzae RIB40, 1659 nucleotides long. Its product is annotated as MFS transporter. Gene Ontology annotation, biological process: transmembrane transport; spermine transport. The record is from RefSeq and is a predicted model, not a curated record. Gene Ontology annotation, cellular component: fungal-type vacuole membrane. The transcript has a single exon. Gene Ontology annotation, molecular function: spermine transmembrane transporter activity. The coding region runs from base 1 to 1659 and encodes 552 amino acids. NCBI's taxonomy places the organism in Eukaryota, Fungi, Ascomycota, Eurotiomycetes, Eurotiales, Aspergillaceae.